Molecule: messenger RNA, 2280 nt
Organism: Salmo salar (Atlantic salmon)
Lineage: Eukaryota; Metazoa; Chordata; Actinopteri; Salmoniformes; Salmonidae
Gene: thumpd2
Product: THUMP domain containing 2
Biological process (GO): tRNA methylation
Molecular function (GO): RNA binding; tRNA (guanine) methyltransferase activity
Source: RefSeq, a predicted model, not a curated record
AAAAAAUGGCUCAACUUACAACACUCUCCCAAACAGUUCAUCCAUUUUAUUUGGAUGCCAUUUUAUUUGGAUGCCUUCUAUGGGAUCAUGCAAAUCUACAUGAAAAGGUAUGAGCAACUCUGGCACAUUCAAAGGAUGAUACACAGAAACAUUCGUAAAUUUCCUUACCUGGCAUUAUUCACUUGUAUAACCCAACUCUCAGGGUUAUCAAUAGUUGCCACAGUCAAAAUUGGCUAUAUCGUAAAUAUUUAUGAAAACACAAAUUUGCUUUUUGAUCUUAAUCUAAGGUUAGUGUUAGGCAUAAGGUUAACAGUGUGGUUAAGGUUAGGUUUAAAAUAACUUUGAUGAUACAUUUUAGAAAUAGGCGGGGUUUAUGACUUUGUGGUUGUGGUAACUAGCAAUUGUCAGUUGUGUUAUUGAGGCUCUUUUGUAGUGCUAAAGCAACCUCUGCUGGUCAGCGCAGGAAAUAACCAGCUGCCUCUUUUCUGUAUUUCCGUUUCCGUGUAAACAAAACAACAUGGCAGCCCACGUAGGUACUGGCAUGGAGAUUUCGAGUUUUACUUUUAUAGUUUAGCAUUUCUAAACUCGACAGUAUGAACGACUCAAAUUCUCAGUGUGCUGCUCUACAGUUCUAUUGCACCGCAGGGAACGGCAUGGAGCCUUUCCUGAUUCAGGAGGUGAAGACCAAACUUGCAGCCAAAGAUGUGGAUCACAUCCCUGGAAAAGUGUUCUUCACCACCUCUUUUGAAAUAAAGCAAGUGAGGGAGCUGAAAUCUGCAGAGAGGCUGUUUCUACUUUUAAAGCGACACUCCCCCCUCUCGGGCCAUACAGCUAAAACACCAUCUGGUAUCCAGUCAAGGCUCAUGGGUGAUGGAAGUGACUGGACCAGAGCUGUGUUGUCAUGGAGAUGCCUGCAGAGAGACCUGAUGAUGAGAAGCGACUGUACCUUGAGCGUGGCCCUACCAGGGAGGAAGAGGAAGAGGGAGGAAGAGGAGGCGAAAGAGAGUGGUGUUGAGGGGUCAACUUGUAACGGACCAAAUGGAGCACAGAAGCUGGGACUAGAGGGAGAGAGACGAGAAUUAGGACCAAGCAAGGAUCACAUUUCAUCAACAGAAGACUCUGGAAGGGUAAACUGUGUUGCAGGGGACAAAGUUGAAGAGGACCGUAUAGAAGGCAGCCGUGACAGGAAGACAUCCACAGUGUCUUUCAGAGUGAGCUGUCGGUGCAGUGGAGCCCUGUCCAGACGUUUCUCUCCCCAGGAUCUGAGUAGGAUCAUUGGAACAGCGGCGAGCAGACAGCUGGGCUGGAGAGUGGACCUGAGGAAACCAGAUCUGGAGGUGAAUGUGUAUAUGAGUGAUGACCACUGUGUCCUCGGGAUACCUCUCCUCAGGCUUCCUUUAGCCAACCGGAGUUAUAUGAAAACUACUGGGCUGAGAUCCACUAUAGCCUGGGCCAUGGCCUCUCUGUCAGACAUCAAGCCUGGCUCUUGUGUGAUAGACCCGAUGUGUGGAGUGGGAACUAUUCUACUGGAAGCUGCACAUGAAUAUCAGGAUGCCUUUUUCCUGGGUCUGGACAUUGAUGAGUCUCAGUUGGUGAAAGCUGAUCAGAAUGUGGAGUUUGCAAAGUUUGGGGAUAGGGUGCAGCUGCUGCAGGCAUCAUCCAAGGAGAUUCCACUGCCUUCCUGUAGUGUGGAUGUCGUUGUCUGUGAUGUCCCUUUUGGGAAGAAGUUUGGCACCAAGACUGGCAUGGCUGCCUCUCUUCCAGUGAUUGUGAGAGAGAUGGAAAGAGUUCUCUGUGUGGGUGGGACCCUGGUUUUGCUGCUUAGUCCCCAGCUCUCCUGCCUGCUGAAGAAAAGCAUGACCCCCAGACCAGUACCCUCACACACCCAGGGAGAGGGGACUGGGGUGGGAUUGGGAGGUGAUGUGGACCCCUCCCAUACCCCAAGCCUUUUCCCCUCACUGCAGCCCCUAAGCUACCACAGAGUGAGCCUGGGAGCUAUAGACGCUCUUAUUCACAAGUAUGUCAAGAUCCUGACUGCUACUACCACACUCAGUGGACCUGACUGUAUACACACACUCAACCCCUGCAUAGUGGAGCCUGAAUGACACUUUUUAGGAGAUGGAUACACUGGAUUCAAGAGACAUUCACACAGACUUCAAAGACAAUGCCACCUGUGAAACACAGAAAAUCACUAUCAAUUUGGCAUGGUUAGAAUUUUACCAACGUGUACUGUACUACCACAAAAUGAAGCAAAAUACAUACAUGUCAUAGAAUGUCAAA